UUGUGCACAAGCAGUUUGGCGCCCGUUGUUUGAGUCUCUGGGUAGGUGGCGUGGGACGAGCUCGGGGACAGCAAAUCGUUGCUGAAAAAUACAAAAAGAGGGAGGCGAAAGUUCGAUGAUUGAUUGGCGCGGAAGCCAGCAGAUUAAACUACGUCAACCGCAUGAAGCUGCCGGCUGCUGCUGAAGGGGGCGGAGAGCCGGUAUAAAGACGCGGCGUGGGUGGCAGCCGCGUCUUUGAGUCGCAGCCGACGCUUUUUCCUCUCCUCUUCCCUGGCGGCGGCUUCUUCUUCGGUCUCCUCGUCGCAGCCCCCGUCGAGUCCUCCUCGGCGCCGUUGACGAAACGCCUCUUCUUCUUGUCCUCGUCGUCGUCUCGGGCGGCCGCCGUCGCGUCAAGGGUUCGAGGUUGGGGGAGCUGAGUUGGGAGGAGGACUGCAGCCGCAGCCAUGAAGGCGCUCAUCCUCGUCGGAGGCUUCGGCACCCGCCUGCGGCCGCUGACGCUCAGCGUGCCCAAGCCGCUCGUCGACUUCGGCAACAAGCCCAUGAUCCUGCAUCAGAUCGAAGCUCUGAAGGAAGUUGGGGUCACAGAGGUCGUCCUGGCCAUCAAUUACCAGCCUGAGGUGAUGCUCAACUUUCUCAAGGACUUCGAGAGCAAGCUUGGCAUCAAGAUCACCUGCUCUCAGGAGACGGAGCCCCUGGGGACCGCGGGCCCUCUGGCCCUGGCCCGCGACAAGCUCGUCGACGGCUCCGGCGACCCUUUCUUCGUGCUCAACAGCGACGUGAUCAGCGAGUACCCGUUCGCGGAGCUCAUCCAGUUCCACAAGGCCCACGGCGGCGAGGCGACGAUCAUGGUCACCAAGGUGGACGAGCCGUCCAAGUACGGCGUGGUGGUCAUGGAGGAGGGCACCGGCAAGGUGGAGCGCUUCGUGGAGAAGCCCAAGGUGUUCGUGGGCAACAAGAUCAACGCCGGCAUCUACCUGCUCAACCCGUCGGUGCUCGACCGCAUCGAGCUGAAGCCGACGUCCAUCGAGAAGGAGGUGUUCCCGCGCAUCGCGGCGGACGCCGGGCUCUUCGCCAUGGUGCUGCCGGGGUUCUGGAUGGACAUCGGGCAGCCGCGCGACUACAUCACCGGCCUGCGCCUGUACCUGGACUCCCUGCGGAAGAAGGCGCCCGCGCGGCUGGCGUCGGGCGCGCACGUCCUGGGCAACGUGCUGGUGCACGAGACGGCGGUGAUCGGGGAGGGGUGCCUGAUCGGGCCCGACGUAGCCGUCGGCCCCGGGUGCGUGGUGGAGGCCGGGGUGCGGCUGUCCCGGUGCACGGUGAUGCGCGGCGCCCGCGUGAAGCAGCACGCCUGCGUCUCCAGCAGCAUCAUCGGCUGGCACUCCACCGUCGGCAAGUGGGCGCGCGUGGAGAACAUGACCAUCCUCGGCGAGGACGUGCACGUCUGCGACGAGAUCUACAGCAACGGCGGCGUCGUGCUCCCGCACAAGGAGAUCAAGUCCAGCAUCCUCAAGCCCGAGAUCGUCAUGUGACGGUGGUCGCGCAUUGCCCCCUGCAUCCCGUGUGCUUCAUAUGUUUGUUGUUUCAUUUGUUGCUCGGUCGUCAGCAAGUGUAACGAGUUGUCCCGUCUCCCAGCCAGUGUCUGUCGAGCUAUAUGGUUAGCUGAGUCUAAAUUUCUCUUCGUGAUUGUAGAUAGGUAUCAGAUUGAUUGGAAAAGGAACAAAAGUUUUCUUUGUGUCAUAA
Molecule: messenger RNA, 1740 nt
Organism: Panicum hallii
Lineage: Eukaryota; Viridiplantae; Streptophyta; Magnoliopsida; Poales; Poaceae
Product: probable mannose-1-phosphate guanylyltransferase 1
Exons: 4
Coding region: 444-1529 (361 amino acids)
Biological process (GO): cell wall mannoprotein biosynthetic process; GDP-mannose biosynthetic process
Cellular component (GO): cytoplasm
Molecular function (GO): GTP binding; mannose-1-phosphate guanylyltransferase (GTP) activity
Source: RefSeq, a predicted model, not a curated record